This is a messenger RNA of Neolamprologus brichardi, 3884 nucleotides long. RefSeq names its product oligophrenin 1 (gene ophn1). Gene Ontology annotation, cellular component: cytoplasm. The record is from RefSeq and is a predicted model, not a curated record. Gene Ontology annotation, biological process: signal transduction. Lineage: Eukaryota; Metazoa; Chordata; Actinopteri; Cichliformes; Cichlidae. Gene Ontology annotation, molecular function: GTPase activator activity; protein binding.
GGUGUGGAAAAGGGGAGUUUUUUGUGUUUCUGUUGCCAGCUGGGUACGCUCCAUUGCGCUUUGUCAUUGACUUUUAGUAAGGAUAUUGGACUCAGAUAUGUUUAUAAUAUCGCUUGAAGUAGAAAAUAUACUCACUGAGAACAUAUACUCACUACCUUGAGGGGUUGGUAAGAGCGGGUUUUAAUUUUAGCGAUGGAAAGCUUAUUUAAGGAAGAACAGUGAGGCGUCAUUUAAGUGUGAAUUUUGGAAUGGGACGCGGUCAGAGGGAUCGUAGCCGCUCUUUUAAUUACGACACGGUAAGGAGCAAAAAAGUGGUCAGGGCACCAGGAUACAAUUAAACCGAAGCAUUAGCAGCGCGGACGAGUAAAAGAGUGAAGUGAGCCUAGGCUGCGGGAAUUCACUGUUUCGAUCAGUUCAUUUGUAACCAUCCGUUGCCGCAGGCUCCCACGGACACGAUGGUUUCCGAACCUCGGAGCGGAAUGUGUGGAGUAGCUUCAAGUGAACAGAAAUGAGCUGUGUUUGCCACGGACGAGCGUAGGCAGCGCCUCUGUGGAAAGCGGACUCAGUGUUUCUAUUGUGUUAUAAAGUCGAGCGGCGCACAAGAUGGUUCAUCCUCCGCUGGAGUUCAGCGACUGCUAUCUGGACAGUCCGGAUUUCAGAGAGACUCUCAAGUGCUACGAGUUGGAGCUGGAGAGGACAAACAAAUUCCUCAAAGAAGUGAUCAAAGACGGGAAUAGUGUGAUCACUGCAAUCAAGGGAUACUCAUUGGCAGUGCAGAAGUUUUCCCAGACUCUCAGUGUGUUCCAGUUCGACUUCAUCGGCGAUUCGCUGACGGAUGAUGAGAUUAACAUUGCGCAGUCAUUCCAGGAGUUUGCCGGACUUCUGCAGGAAGUGGAGCACGACAGGAUGAUGCUGGUUCAGAAUGCAUCAGAUCUACUCAUCAAGCCCUUGGAGAAGUUCAGAAAGGAGCAAAUAGGAGUAACAAAAGAAAAGAAAAAGAAGUUUGAUAAAGAGAGUGAAAAAUAUUACUCCCAAUUAGACAAACACUUGAAUCUCUCUGCCAAGAAGAGAGAGACUCAGCUUCAAGAGGCUGAUGAACUACUAGAUAAAGAGCGCGCAAACUUCUAUGAAUCUUCAGUCGAGUACGUAUACCAGAUACACCAGGUUCAGGACAGGAAGAAGUUUGACGUGGUGGAGCCGGUGCUGGCGUUUCUUCACAGCAUUUUAACACUUAACAACCUGACAGUGGAGAUGACUCAGGACUUCAUGCCUUACAAGCAGGAACUGCAGCUAAGCUUGCAGAACACAAGAAACCACUAUGAAAGCACUUGUGAGGAGUUGGAGGAGCUAAUGAAAAGGAUGAAACGGCCUUCCCAGAUCUAUAAAAUGCACAAUUUUCCAAUGAAGGGUUAUUUGUACUGUCAGGAGAAGCGGGCUCUGGGUAUGACAUGGGUCAAAUAUUAUUGUAAGUAUCAGAAAGAGGGGAGAGUGCUAGUCAUGGUACCUUGUGAACAGAAGACUACGACUAAACAGGGCCCCAUACAGCUCACACUGAAAUCCUGCAUCCGCCGGAAGACAGAAUCCAUAGAUAAGCGCUUUUGCUUUGACGUGGAAACCAUCGAGAGAAACACGCCAGUCACUUUCCAAGCUCUUUCGGAGGGAGACAGGAAGUUGUGGAUGGAGGCCAUGGAUGGAAAAGAGCCUAUUUAUCAUUCACCAAUUCACAAGCAAGCUGAAAUGGAACUGAAUGAAACUGGAUUCAAGUUUGUGCGAAAGUGCAUCAAUUACAUUGAAACAAAAGGAGCCACACAGGAAGGAGUGUACAGGACGGUUGGCAGCAACAUCCAAGUGCAGAAGCUUUUAAACGCCUUCUUCGACCCUGCAAACCCAGGAGAUGUGGAUCUCCACAGCAGCGACUGGGAUGUUAAAACAGUCACAAGUGCUUUGAAGUUUUAUCUCAGGAGUUUGUCUGAACCUCUAAUGACCUACAGUCUGCACAGAGACCUCAUGUGUGCUGCAAAGUCAGAUAAUCUGGACAUUCGACUGAGUGAAAUCCAUUCACUUACCUACAAGCUGCCAGAGAAGAAUCGGGAGAUGCUGGAGAUGCUUAUAAAGCACUUGGUGAACGUGUGCAGCCACAGCGACGAAAACCUGAUGACUUCUUCAAAUAUGGCGGUUAUCUUUGGGCCCACGCUAAUGAGAGCAAAGGAGGAAACUGUGGCGGCCAUGCUGGAUAUCAAGUUCCAAAAUAUCGUGGUUGAGAUUCUGAUAGAGCACUGCAAAAAGAUCUUCAGUCAUAUGCCAGAGGACAGCACUGCCCCACCUGUCCCACCCCCGCGGAUCAACCCGAGAAAACGGCAACCCAUCACAAUCUCCAAGCGACCGGCUCGUGUUUAUCAAGCUCUUAGUCACGAGCUUUACCAGCACACUGAGAAUGGUCAGAGUGACAAUUCCAACGUGGAUGGUGAAAACCCAGUGAGCCCCACUCCCAUACAGCGUCAGAAGAGACAAGCAUUAGUACCCAAAGCAGCUAUCCGUCAAGACAGGCAACCAGAAUCUGAUGCUUCUUCAGCAGGAAAUGGGGAGCCUGGGAUCUACGUGAGCAGGGUGCCAUCCUUUCAGGGCAAAAAAACACCUGCAAAAGGGGCAACCACCAAAGAAGGAGAUUCUGAUGGUCUGACCAGAACAAGGUCCACGGAGAAACAGCAGAUUUGUAGACCCCCAGUUAGGCCUCCUGAGCCACCGUCCAGGUUCCCCGCUCCACAAAAGCUUCCAACUGCAGCCAGCAGUGAGGGCACAACCACAUCCUACGUUGCAUCUAAAACAAAGUUUUUUGAAAACGCCUCCAGGCAAGUCGGCAGUCCAGCGGGUUCAUCAUCAACAUCGGCAGCAACGACGGUAAAAAAAGAGGAAUUUAAGUGAGGAAGAUGUGGCUGACAUCAUGUGACCUGUAGGAGCCCAUCAAGCUGGAGGGAGUCACCACUAAUGAACUUAAAUCGAUCCAGUUUGUGUAAAAAUAGACUGAGGAAAUAGCUCUUAAUUGAAUUACUUGGUGUAAGGAUCUUGUUGUGAAGCGAGCUCCUUUUUAAGGAGUUCGCAAAGUUACUGGUUCUGUGUUCAGUUAGCAUUCCAAAGUUAGGCUGGAGUAAAAAUAAUUUACCUUUGUUUAUUUUGUUAAAUAAAAUCUCUCUAGUCCUUUUACAAUGUUUAAUAGUUUGAUUUGGUCAUGACACCAACUGUGUUUGUCGGGGUAAACUGCAGUGCUGGUUAUAACUUGUUGCUAACACAAAUCUCCCAAAGAAAAUUAAUUAAUUUAAAACUGCCUAAAUUAGUUUAAUCAUUGUACAUUAGUAAAUGUGAAUUUUUACUCUCGCUAGAUUUUGAAUAGAAUUAUGAAGUGGCCCGUGUAUUAUACUUGCAACAAGAAAAACUACAGUGUGUCAUGUAAGUUCUUUUGCUGACGAGCCAGCUAAAACAUUGACACUGAUCAGAAAAAUACUAUUUUUGUCAAUCUGGACAAAGGGCAAGCAAACACUUUGGUUAACCUAUUCAAAGUCACUUUCAUGAGGCAUUACAGAGAAGUACCUAUGCUGUCACCUCUGAUCUUGUCAGUGUAGUUUGAAUUCACACUGAAUGUAGUGGUAGCGUUAACGCAGCUCAAACAUAAAACAAACUUGACUGUUAGAGUAUGUGAAAAUAACACUCCAGUGUCUUUGCUUCCAUUUCUGUGUUCUUAAAAUUGUUAUGUAAAUUUUACGCUUGUGUGUUAUGUGUUUGUUGAUAUCGUUGUUUUAAUUUUACAUUUUUUAAUCCAGCUUUUAAAAUUCAGGUUGAUUUCUGGUUUUAAAAAAAGGAAAAAUAAACUGAAGGACUUCUAAACCAGA